AUGCGCCCGCCGCGCCGGCAGACUGUUGGAUGGCCACAGUCGCGAACGUGGGUGAAGUCGUGCGGCGCAGAGACCAGCUCAUUCGCCGUCGCCGGUCCCUCGAUCACGGGCGCCGUCGCCGGGCUUGCUGACCCGCUAUGCGACUCAUAUGAUAAUCAUAUAUGCUACGACGUCGACGAGACAUAUGCCACCCCCGUGCCAUUCUCUUCUCCUCGCGCCCUCUUAUCAAACGGCAACGCGGCAAAAAUGCCCGUCGCCGCUUCAAUUGGCCGCGCGGACGCGGACGACGCUUGCGUGGAUCAGGACGACGCUUGCGUGGAUCAGGAGAACCGCAGGCACUCGUCUCAGCCGAGGCUCUCUUUACCGAAGUCUCCGCCGCCGCCUGCAACACAGCCUUCGACCCAGCCAAAGUGGCUGUCCGAGAGGGCGCUACAGCUGCUUCGCGACUCGGCUGCCGCAGCCUCAAAGCCGGAGUCUGACGACUCCGAGUGCGGCGAGCCCUUCAGUGAGAUCGACGAGACUCCGCCCGCUGCUGGCGCAGCCGCAGCCGCCCACGCCGCCGCGCCGGGGGCGGAGUCGCUCGUGGACGAUGACGAGCCAUGUUCGUACCCCCUCGCGCGGUGCGCUGCCGCUGCAGUGGGCAGCCAGCCCGGCAGAGCGGUGUCCUUUGCGCUGGCCGUCGCGGUUCUUGGAUCCUUCCUCGGCGCGAUAGCUGCGGAUAGAUUCUUCGGAGCGGACGGAGCAGCCGGCUCCUGCGGCGAUGAGGCGCACGAGACCGAGCCGUCGCUCUGGCACUCUCUGGUCGCUCUACCCCUCUCUGGUCUCGCGGCGGUGCUCGGCCGCUACUCGAGGUGA
Emiliania huxleyi CCMP1516 is the source of this 855-nucleotide messenger RNA. RefSeq lists its product as hypothetical. The record is from RefSeq and is a predicted model, not a curated record. Bases 1 to 855 code for a protein of 284 amino acids. The transcript has 6 exons. Lineage: Eukaryota; Haptophyta; Isochrysidales; Noelaerhabdaceae.